Molecule: messenger RNA, 297 nt
Organism: Racocetra fulgida
Lineage: Eukaryota; Fungi; Glomeromycota; Glomeromycetes; Diversisporales; Gigasporaceae
Source: the annotation of a GenBank genome assembly
AUGUCUUUCAACCAAAGCAAAUACCCUGAAAAUAAUCCUUUUUCACUUAAACAAAAUAAUACUAAAUAUAAGUAUCACGUUAUUAAUGAAGGAUUUUAUCCACCUAAAGAUAAAAUAUGUUGUACCGUAGCAAGUUCUCGUAAUGGAUCUAAAUAUAGAGUUCUAAAUAAUUAUCUAGUUCAGACCAAGUAUAAACAGGAUGGUCCAAUUUUUAUAAUAAGAUUUGAAGAGAAUUCUCAACAAUAUGUAUUAAAAUCAAAGAAAUCUCCAACCAAUAUUGCUAAUGACUAUCUUCAA